AUGCGAAUGCGAUGCAUUGAAAAACAACUAGUUUUAAAUGAAGAGUCCGAGUUAUUUCUAUAUGCUUUUGACAAAAAAAUAGAAUUAUCAGAUAUUGGGGUUAAUUCAAAUAUUAAUAUAGACAAUCACACUGAAGUCGAGAAGAUAAUUAAAAUAUUUGACAAUAUUAGGUUGUGUAAGGGUGCAGUACCAUCAAAUGAAUAUGGAUACUUAAAAUUAUCCAUAAGUCCAGUUGAAAAAUGUAGUAUGUUGUGGCAUCCAAAAUGUACCACAAUACUUCCUAAAGACAACAGCAGUAAUAGGUUAAUAUAA
Messenger RNA from Macrosiphum euphorbiae (potato aphid), 312 nucleotides. Lineage: Eukaryota; Metazoa; Arthropoda; Insecta; Hemiptera; Aphididae. The record is from the annotation of a GenBank genome assembly.